GCAAAUGUGGAGUGAUGUGGAACGUUAGCAUCAAUAUGUAUAUUCGGUUCGAAAAGUCACGCAUUCAUCCAUUGAAAUGCAAACUCGUUGUUGAAGUAUGGUGCACGCAAUAUAAAGCAAUAUCGGUACUUAGGUAAUCAAUAAGGCAAAAGUCAAUUGGUUUUUGGAAAGUAAAGUUGUUCGUAGUGUGAAAGCGGGCAAAGAAAAAAUGGAAAGAAAGUUGCACAGUGGUAUCCAUCAUCCUACAUUGCGUAUGCUGCAGGAAUCAGGUUGCGAAAUAACGCCGCACAAUUUAAUGUAUCCAAUUUUUGUUAUUGGAGAUGACGACGUUGUGGAGCCUAUUAAAAGCAUGCCAGGUCAAUCACGUAUGGGUGUCAAUCAGCUGAGAAAAUUUAUUGAACCUCUCAUACCAAAGGGGCUUUCUUCUGUUCUCUUAUUUGGUAUUGUAGACUCUAAUUUAAAAGAUGAACGAGCUACUAAUGCAGACUCAGAAAUAAAUCCAGUAAUUCGAGCAUUGCCUCUUUUGAGAAAGUGGUUUCCUAAUCUUUUAAUUGCCUGCGACGUUUGUCUCUGUCCUUACACGAAACACGGACAUUGUGGAAUACUUGGUGAAAAUGGACUUUUGAACUCUCAAAGCAUUGAACGAUUAGCGGAGGUUGCUGUUUCCUAUGGGCGUGCGGGAGCACACAUUGUCGCUCCUUCCGAUAUGAUGGAUAAUCGUAUUCGUGCUAUUAAAGAAGCACUGAUAGCAGAGAAUUUGGAAAACCGUGUAUCUUUGCUGUCUUACUCAGCUAAAUUCGCAUCAAACUUUUAUGGUCCUUUUCGCGAUGCUGCAAAGUCUGCGCCAGCGUUCGGAGAUCGCCGUUGCUAUCAGCUUCCCAGUGGCUCCAAGGGUCUGGCAAUAAGAGCUGUUCAAAGAGAUGUUGUAGAAGGAGCAGAUAUGCUGAUGGUGAAACCAGGCAUGCCUUACCUUGAUAUAUUGCGUCAGACAAAAGAUACUUAUCCCAGUCAUCCGCUGUAUGUGUAUCAAGUUAGUGGGGAAUAUUCAAUGCUCUAUUUCGCUGCCCAAAACGGAGCUUUUGAUCUGAAGGAAGCUUUAAUGGAGACAAUGAAGGGAUUUCGUCGAGCGGGAGCUGAUUGCAUUAUUACCUAUUUCACGCCAACAUUGUUAGAUAUUUUACUUGAGCUUAAAUAACGUUGUAGGUUGAAGUUGCUUUCAUUUUUAGUAUGAGCAUGCAAAUGCAUAAGCGUUAUAUCCGUAUCGAACUUGACUUUAUAUAAUUGGGACUAGUGCUAUUAAUUAUCAAGAAUUGAAAUUUACCGCCUUAUGUACAUUGUAUUUGCAUUUCAAUUAAUCACUGUCUAAAAUAGAAUACUUUAUGUAGGGCUGUGUGAAAUUCAUAUUUACGAUAAAAGUUCAUAUAGGAAAAUCGCCUAUUUUAUUUGAAUAGCAAUAUUUCGAAAGUGUAGCGACCUCCGUAGAAUAUGACUGGACUUCUAGCUUAAUUUUUUCGAUACUUAUUGUUAAAUAGAAAAUAACACCAAACUAUAUUUUUUAAUUUCAGAUGGCCUAUACUAAGUAAAUUCUAUUUCAAUGUAAAAACUGACGACUUUAUGACAAAUAAAUAACUUUUUGUCCGUGAAGAAUUA
Anastrepha obliqua is the source of this 1650-nucleotide messenger RNA. RefSeq names its product delta-aminolevulinic acid dehydratase. Bases 209 to 1195 code for a protein of 328 amino acids. Gene Ontology annotation, molecular function: zinc ion binding; porphobilinogen synthase activity. Lineage: Eukaryota; Metazoa; Arthropoda; Insecta; Diptera; Tephritidae. The record is from RefSeq and is a predicted model, not a curated record. The transcript has a single exon. Gene Ontology annotation, biological process: heme biosynthetic process. Gene Ontology annotation, cellular component: cytosol.